AUGGGGGGAAAUGUAUCCCGGGAAAAACCUAAUAAUAUGUCUAAUAAUAAUGAGGUGGUUAGUAGUGGGGUGGGAGCAGGUGGGGGGAUUAAUAGUGAUAGUGCUGAAAUUCCCAGGGAAAGUGGAGGGUUGAGUGAUAAUGCUAACCCUACUCAUCAUGAGAAGGUGUCCAACACCCUGAAUGACAGAUCUGGGAAUUUGGGGGUAGGAGUUACAGAUGUUGUAACUCCUAACCUAACUGAUGAUAUUGCAGAAGUUGAGAUUGCUGAGCAAGACCAACUUGUGGAUGUUGAUGUCCAAACUUAUUCCUCUGGAAGUAAGAUUAUUCAGAGGAAGAGAAGAACCUUUCAAAAACAGCAAAAAGGCGCUGCACAUAUGAGUCUUGAACCUAUGGCUGUUGAUCUGUCCAUAGGUGAUAAGAAAGGGAGUCUGAAAAGACCCAUUGAGUCUGUUGUGCUUAAUGAUGUGCCUGAGGGAAACCUCAAACUGGAAAAUAAAAAAUUGAAACUUGCUCAGGCUAUUAUUGCUAUUCCUAUCAGUCACUGUGAUGCUCAGGAUAAGCUUGUCUGGAAUUUCACCAAGAAUGUUCAGGAAGGGGAGUCAGCACUCAUGGGCAAUUCUGAAAACUGGAAGUGCAAACUGAACAAUGGUGAGGGAGCUGAUGAGUACAAUCUAAGGGUAACAGUGACUGCAAAUUUGAGUUCUAAUGGUAAGCUUCUGUGUGCUUUUACUGCCAUGAUGAACUGUGAGGUUGCUCUAGACAAUGCUGUAUCUAGGGAUUUCGUUGGAAAUUCAGUGGAGGCUUGGCUAGUUGCAAUAAGGUGGACAUUGGAGAUGCUGAUGGAAAGAACCAGUGAUAGACUACUUCUGAGGUUGGGGAACAAGAAUCUGGCAGCAAUUUCUGCAACGUGGCUGUUUUGCUCAGCAAUUCCAACUCUACUGGCCUUCAAGAGAGCUGCUGAGUCCCUGGAGAAGCUUAUGGAUAUCACAAGGGAGGAAUUACCUGGCACAAUGGCCGCUGUUCGAUUAUCCGGAAUGGAGAUCAGUGACUUAACCAUGGAGCUAAGUGACCUUGGCCAGGAAAUGACACAAGGAGUUCGGAGUUCGACUCGUGCUGUUCGUCUGGCGGAAGAAAGAUUGAGACGGUUGACAAACAUCAAUCCAACAGUACCUGUGCAGGACGUGGGCCCAAUGAAACCUCAGGUAGCCGGCCCCGUUCUAGCUAGAACUGCAAGGAACAUGAGGGAAGGAAUUGUUAAAGGGCGUGCUGUUCUACAAAUGCUUUUCACACUCACCCACUACUCCAAAAUUCUACUGAGGUAUAUGGCUUCUCGAGCAAAAGCAUAA
Molecule: messenger RNA, 1347 nt
Organism: Striga hermonthica
Lineage: Eukaryota; Viridiplantae; Streptophyta; Magnoliopsida; Lamiales; Orobanchaceae
Source: the annotation of a GenBank genome assembly